This is a messenger RNA of Nerophis lumbriciformis (worm pipefish), 2759 nucleotides long. RefSeq lists its product as uncharacterized. Lineage: Eukaryota; Metazoa; Chordata; Actinopteri; Syngnathiformes; Syngnathidae. The record is from RefSeq and is a predicted model, not a curated record.
ACGUCGAACUCAAUGAAUAUGCGUGGUGGUCAAGCUAGCGCCAUAUUUGUCCUCUCGCCAAGUAAACAUGCCCUACGCUUGCGUGGUUUUCGGUUGUUCGAACCGUUCGAAUCGCGAGAAGGACAAACGUUUCUUCAGAGUCCCCCGGGAGGUCACCAAGGAGGGCGGGAGAGUGCAAGGUUUUCGGAAACGACGACGGGAAAAAUGGCUGUCGAACAUAGCACUGCAGUCCAAGGGAGCGGAGUCGAAGAACGCGCGCGUUUGCAGUGACCACUUCGUGAAAGGGCAACCUGGUAAUCUCUACGACGAUCAAGACGUGGACUGGGCUCCGACGGUGAAGAUGGGUCACGACACGGUCAAGGAGAAACCCAAAACGCGAGACGGAAGAGGCAAGACACAGCAAGAGAAACGUAAACUCAUCGAGGGCGCCGAGGCCCUGCUCGACUUCCACAAAGUGUUGAGGAUGAAAAUGGAGACUCCGGAACCAGAACCGGGGGAAACGGACGAUGGUUCAACUCAUGUCAAUGGACACGAAAUAGCCUGUCAGACGGACUUCGCCGAAGAGAUGGAGACUUUAGGACCAGAUUCAGAGGAAAUUAACCAAAGUCCAACUCCUGUCGAGACCCGUGAAAUAGCCUCCCAGACGGACUUGAAGGCAGACUAUAUUACCCGCAUGGAAGAUGAGCUGAUAAGCUUGAACUCUGAGCUCUACGGGCUGCGGGCCAAGGUACUGGAAACAGCUUUGACGAAGGAGGGAUUUGAAAGAAGCGAUGCCAAGACUAAGUUCUACACAGGCUUUCCCAACUUCCCUGCUUUGAUGCAACUGUUCAGCUUGUGUGAGCCCUACAUCUCUGUCAGUCCAAUGUCUUCUCUGGACAAAUUUCAACAGCUGCUUUUAGUGUUGAUGAGACUACGACUCAACUUGCCAAUUUUAGAUCUGGCGUACAGAUUCCAGAUUUCACAACCCACAGCUUCCCGGAUUUGUAACAAGGUGCUGUCUGUGUUACAUGAGCGACUUCAGUUCUUGAUCGAAUGGCCUGAAGGAGACUUGCUCAGACAUCCAAUGCCCAAGGUCCCCGAAACAGAUCCAGGGGAAACCGACAAUAGUUCAAUUGAUUUGGCCGCUUUGAGAUCUUCGUUGAAAGACCUUCAAACUUGCCUGCUCGCGCACAGACCUGGUCAAACUACAAGAACCUCAACCCUGCCAAGUUUUGAAUUGGUCUCAUGCUCCGAGGACUUGUUCGAUUCGUUUCUCGAAUCUGGGGAGGUGGGGUCGGUGACAGGGAAAUGACUGGAGAAAGUGAAGUUCUGAACAAGUUUAUUGUGUCAGCUGACCGUGGAUUUGUUUCUUACUGUGCAACUUUAAAAAUACCUGCGUUCUUUAAAGGGAACUUCAAUUCUUGAUCGAGUGACCUGAAGGAGACUUGCUCAGAGCUCAAUUGCCCAAGGUCCCCAAAGCAGAUCCAAGGGAAACUGACAAUAGUUCAAUUGAUUUGGCCGCUUUAAGGUCUUCGUUGAAAGACUUUCAUACUUGACUGCUCGUGCACAGACCUGGUCAAACUACAAGGACCUCAACACUGCCAAGUUUUGCAUUGGUCUCAUGCUCCGAGGACUUGUUCGAUUCGUUUCUCGAAUCUAGGGAGGUGGCAUCGGUGACAGGGAAAUGACUGGAGAAAGUGAAGUUCUGAACAAGUUUAUUGUGUCAGCUGACCGUGGAUUUGUUUCUUACUGUGCAACUUUAAAAAUCCCUGCUUUCUCUAAAGGGAACUUCAAUUCUUGAUCGAGUGACCUGAAGGAGACUUGCUCAGAACUCAAUUGCCCAAGGUCCCCAAAGCAGAUCCAAGGGAAACUGACAAUAGUUCAAUUGAUUUGGCCACUUUGGGGUCUUCGUUGAAAGACUUUCAUACUUGACUGCUCGUGCACAGACCUGGUCAAACUACAAGAACCUCAACCCUGCCAAGUUUUGAAUUGGUCUCAUGCUCCGAGGACUUGUUCGAUUCGUUUCUAGAAUCUGGGGAGGUGGCGUCGGUGACAGGGAAAUGACUGGAGAAAGUGAAGUUUUGAACAAGUUUAUUGUGUCAGCUGACCGUGGAUUUGUUUCUUACUGUGCAACUUUAAAAAUCCCUGCGUUCUUUAAAGGGAACUUCAAUUCUUGAUCGAGUGACCUGAAGGAGACUUGCUCAGAGCUCAAUGGCCCAAGGUCCCCAAACCAGAUCCAAGGGAAACUGACAAUAGUUCAAUUGAUUUGGCCGCUUUAAGGUCUUCCUUGAAAGACUUUCAUACUUGCCUGCUCGUGCACAGACCUGGUCAAACUACAAGAACCUCAACACUGCCAAGUUUUGAAUUGGUCUCAUGCUCCGAGGACUUGUUCGAUUCGUUUCUCGAAUCUGAGGAGGCGGCGUCGGUGACAGGGAAAUGACUGGAGAAAGUGGAGUUCUGACCAAGCCUAUUGUGGAUUUGUUUUGUUUUUUUAAAGUGCCUUUGUUCACUAUAGGGAAGUCCUAGCUGUCAUCCUAUGUUGACGAAGAAACCAGAAAGAUAGCUGGUGUAGGAUUAUGGGGACCGAGUUGUUGGACUGGUCAGGAGGAACUGUCAGACUUUACAGAGUAGAGCAAUGAACAUUGUUUGAUUUCUUUGCUUAAUCCAUUCCGUAGUUUACUCGUUAGCCCCAAAAAAGUCUAUAGAUUAGCCACAUGCUUUUUGUAAGCCACAAUGUUUCAAGUUUUGAAUUAAAUCAUGGAAGAUGGUAAAGGAUAGAA